AUGGUGGCGGCGGCGACGGCGGGCAGCCCGGCGUCUUCCCCCGCAGCUCAGGCGGCCGCGCCUGGGUUCGGCCCCGGGCACGGCGGCGCGGCCCAGCCGGGCGACGCGGGCUCGGGGCCGGCUGCUGCUGCUGCUGCUGCGAGCCCCGCGAGGCAGGCGGCCUCGCCUGAGCCGCGCAGCCCCGGGUCGCCCGGGUGCAAAGCAGCAGCAGCAGCAGGAGGAGAGCGCCAGCGCGUGGCGCGCACGAGCUCCUCCCCCUCCGUGGGGGGCCCCGCCCGCCGGGCCGGGGCUGGCGGCGGGGGCGGCUGCCCGGCGCCGCUGGACGCCAUCGCGGGGGCUUACCUGACGGGCCAGUGGCCGCGCGACCACCACCACCACCACCACCACCCUCCUCACUCCGCUGCUCCGGCCGUGCGGGACAAGGCCACCCAGACCCCGAGGGCCUGGGCGGACGAGAGCUGGGACCCACACCGCAAAGCUCCCCUGUGGGAGAGCAAUGAGCAGCGCAAGGAGAUCGCCAAGCUGCGACAGCAGCUGCAGCGGAGCAAGCAGAGCGGCCUGGAGCGGGAGGCGGUCUCUCCGCUGCUCGCCGGGCUCACCGCGCCGCCGCCACCGCCGCCAAUCGUCGGCGCCCAGCCGCUGGUGGCGAUGCCGAAGCCGGGGGCCACCGCGCUGGCGGGGUUUCCCAGCACGCCCGGCGGCGGCGGCGGCGGCGGCGGCGGCGGCGGGGCCUCGGCCCCCUCCCUGGGCAAGGGGGUGCUGCCGCGCCUGCGCGCCAGCGUGGAGGCGCUGAACCAGGAGAUUGAGCGAGUGUUCGUGCAGGAGGUGUGGUGCCACGAUGCCCCGCGGCAGGACGCUCCGGACGGUCGCCGGGCCCCUCUCCCGACGCGACCGUGCAGCUCCAACUCCGGCAUCGGCGGCAGCAGCGGCGGCAGCGGCGGCAGCGGCGGCAGCGGCGGGACCAGCGGCGGCACCAGCGGCGGCAGCAACGCGGCGACGCGCAGCGUGGACACGCAGACGCCGUCGGCCCUCGACGGCGAACGCUGCCGCUCGCUCCCCGCGUCGCCCGCGCUGCUCCCCCCGCUCCCUCCCGCCGCGACUGCUGUCGCUCUCCACCAUCACAACCACCACCACCACCAGCAGCAGCAGCAGCAGCAUCAUCACAGCAACCACCUCGCCGGGCGCUCCCCUCCCUCUCCUCCGCCUCCGCUCGUCCACGGUGCCGCGGCGCUGCCUGCGCCGGUCACGGUGAAGCAGCAGCAGCAGCAGCAGCAGCAGCGGCUGCUGGCGCCCGGUGCUCCCCCCUCCGUUGUGAUGUCAUCGACGGCGUCAUCGACAUUGACGGCCCUCGCCACAGUCGAUGAUGUGAACAGAGAAGGAAGGGGCGGUGGCGGCGGGGGGCCAGAGGGGAGGGGCGGCUCGCCGCUGCCCAAGUACGUCUCGUCGCCCAAGCCCAACCACAGCUACACGUUCAUGCGCGAGCCUCCAGAGGGUUGCGAGCGUGUCACGGCGUUCGAGGAGACUCAGCAGCACAAGGAGAUUCCCUCGAUCUUCUGCCCGGACAAAAACAAAGUGAACUUCGUCAUCAAGAGCGACACGGCCUUCUGUCCCAUCAGCCUCCUGCGCCCGCCGCGGACUGUCCACCUCGCGCCCGAGCCGGCCCAAGGCUCGGCGCGGGACGCUGGGCAGGGCUCGGCGGGGGACGCACCGGAGGAGAUGGAGCCUCCCGGCUGCAUGCUGCGCCAGCACUCCGCCGAUCGCUAGCGCGGGAACCCCCGGGAGGAGGGGGGCGGGGGGCGGCCGGCCGGCCUUGGAGGGGGAGGGGGGUGCACGAACAUUUCUACGUUCUGAAAACAACAACAACAACAACAACACGUUCGAUGAUGAUUCGUAAUCAAUGAUGAGAAUUAUUAAUCGACAACACUCAGGGAAAUGGAGCAACGCUAACCAGGAAGGAGCGCACGAGGUGGAGGACGAGGAAGAUGCGGUGGAGGAGGAUGCGGUCUGGCACGGAGGACGAUGACGAAGCGAUUGCGACGUCGACGUCGUGACCGGGCGCGCGUUUCGGAAGUCCGUUUGGCAGUCCCGGGCGAGCGCCGUCAAUGCCACGUUCCUCCGGGGGAAAAAAUCUCUCCCGUAGGAGGUUUUAUUUUUUUUGGGUUCGAUCGCGUAAAUAUUUACGCGAUCGAACCCAGAAAAAAACCUGUUACGGAUGAUAUUGGUCGCGAAAAGCCUACGUGUUGAACGGAAAAAAAUCUCCGUUUGUCGAACUUGCAGGUUCCGCGCGCACCCCAACGCCCCUCCACCUCCGCCAACACCUGCAAGGCCUGCGUUGGGAGCUCUGGUCGGAUGACCCCCCCCCCCCCCCCCACGGUUCGUCUACAGCAGUGGCGUGGGCGAGGCCGUCGUCCAGCAGUGGAGGGGGGGGGGGGUGGUGGUGGUUGUGUUUUACAUGCGGUCUUGGCGGAAUAGAUUUGCGGAUGAAUUUUCUUUUGGCAUCCGGGGGGGGGGGGGGGGUCCCUUAACCAACUGCCCCUGCAACACGGUGUGUCACUGCUGUGGUGUUGAACCAAAUCGGACUGCCCUGGCACGCGCGGGCGCAAGGUGUGUGUGUGUGUGUGCAAGGCGUGUGUGUGUGUGUGUGUGCAAGGUGUGUGUGUGUGUGUGCGUGUG
Petromyzon marinus (sea lamprey) is the source of this 2673-nucleotide messenger RNA. RefSeq lists its product as uncharacterized. Lineage: Eukaryota; Metazoa; Chordata; Hyperoartia; Petromyzontiformes; Petromyzontidae. The record is from RefSeq and is a predicted model, not a curated record.